AUGGGGAAAGACAAGAAAGAAGGGGAGGCUGUCUUUCUGAGGAAAAAGAUAACUUUGCUGAGGGCUUUCUCGCUCCUCAUCGGCAGCAUGGUUGGCAGCGGCAUCUUUAUUUCCCCAAAAGGAGUACUGAAAAACUCUGGCAGUGUGGGUUUCUCCCUGGUUGUCUGGUUUGCCUGUGGGCUCCUCUCAAUGUUUGGUGCCUUGUGUUAUGCAGAGCUUGGAACAAGAAUCACCAAGUCUGGAGGACAUUAUAUCUACAUUUUGGAGACACUAGGGCCUCUGCCAAGUUUCUUAUUCCUGUGGGCAGAGUUUUUUGCUAUCAGGCCUGCCAACAGUGCUGUGGUUUCUCUGGCGUUUGGACGCUACAUGCUGGAGCCGUUCUUCGCCCCCUGUGCAGCGCCUGUCCCUGCUGUGAAGCUUGUGUCUCUCCUGGGGUACUACACGGUCCUCACCCUCAAUUCCUGGAGCGUCACCUGGAGUGCCCGGCUGCAGACGGCUCUCUCCAUUGUCAAACUCCUGGCUCUUGCACUCAUCAUCGUGCCAGGGAUGAUGCUGCUGGCCCAGGGCCACACUGAAAACUUCCAGGACGCUUUUGACAGAGAGUCACUGGUUUUGGAUAAGCUGCCCCUGGCUUUUUACGCAGGCAUGUUCGCAUAUUCAGGCUGGUUUCAGACCAGCUUUGUGCGUGAGGAGUUGGUCAGACCUGAACGAAAUAUCCCCCUGGCUGUCAUCGUGUCUGUGAUCACGGUAAUUGUGGGGUACAUGCUCACCAACGUCUCCUAUUACACCGUCCUGGGAACACAAGAUGUUCUGGCUUCUCCUGCUGUGGCUGUGAGCUUUGUGCAGCAAGCAUUCAAAAGCCUGAUCUCCGUGGUCCCUGUCCUUGUGGCACUGUCCUGCUUUGGAACCAUGAAUGGAGGAAUCUUCACAUUUUCAAG
Balearica regulorum gibbericeps (East African grey crowned-crane) is the source of this 938-nucleotide messenger RNA. NCBI's taxonomy places the organism in Eukaryota, Metazoa, Chordata, Aves, Gruiformes, Gruidae. The record is from RefSeq and is a predicted model, not a curated record.